AGAUGACAUUAAUUAUGGACCUUGACAUGAACAAAACCAGUGUUAACACAACUCUCAUUACCCCAAGUGGUGAACCCAGUGUUAUUCUUGAUAUAAUACUUUACGUGUUGCUGAUUAUUGUGAUGUUUUCCUUGGGAUGCACAGCAGAUGAGAAGAAUCUACGCCUCAAUUUCAAGAGACCUUGUGGAUUAUUAAUCGGAUUGUGCUGUCAGUUUGGAAUUAUGCCUCUUUCUACUUUCCUACUUGCUUUUCUGUUGAAGUUCAAAUCCAGUUAUGCAGUGGCCAUUAUCAUUGUAGGUUGUUGUCCUGGAGGUAUGGCCUCAAAUAUGGCCUCAUACUGGGUGGACGGGGACAUGGAUCUUAGUUUGUGCAUGACGGUGACAUCUGUGCUCCUCUCAGUUAUAAUGAUGCCCUUGAACCUCUACAUCUACUCAAUUCCUUGGACUCAUAUUGGAACCAUCAUCAUUCCAUAUAAAAAUCUAGGAUUUAUGCUGUUGUUCAUUUUGAUUCCAGUUUGCUUUGGGAUCUUCACAAGACGCCUCAUUGCUAAAAAAGCAGAAAUAAUUGUGAAGGUUGGCUUCAUCGUGGGCACCCUGACAAUGAUUGUAUUUUUUGGUGCUGUAGUGAUUAAUGGACAGAUGUGGAACAUAAGUGCAUCGGUGAUCUGUGCUGGAUUCUUGUCUCCUUGCAUUGGCUAUAGCCUUGGAUUUCUAUUCGCAAGACUUUCACGUCAGUCUUGGGCAAGAUGUCGGACCAUCUGCUUGGAAACGGGCAUACAGAACGCCUACACGUGCGCCAUCUUUAUUGAAUUAUCCUUCUCUGGCCUGAUUCAGCAAGAAAUGAUGUCUUACGUCCUGAUUUACAUCAUUGCCUCUUAUGGACUUGCCUCCCUAGUAAUAGAGGGUCACAUCAUUUAUAAGAAAUGCUUCAAAAAGCACAGAAGCCAACUCCCAGUUGUCAAUGUGGAAGAACUACAGAGUUUCAAUGCUCACGAUCCUUUAACAGAACAAUCCAAGCCUGGUAUGGAGGAGUAG
This is a messenger RNA of Erpetoichthys calabaricus (reedfish), 1034 nucleotides long. Its product is annotated as ileal sodium/bile acid cotransporter-like. Lineage: Eukaryota; Metazoa; Chordata; Cladistia; Polypteriformes; Polypteridae. Gene Ontology annotation, biological process: bile acid and bile salt transport. Gene Ontology annotation, cellular component: apical plasma membrane. Gene Ontology annotation, molecular function: bile acid:sodium symporter activity. Bases 3 to 1034 code for a protein of 343 amino acids. The record is from RefSeq and is a predicted model, not a curated record. The transcript has 6 exons.